Molecule: messenger RNA, 2429 nt
Organism: Chlorocebus sabaeus (green monkey)
Lineage: Eukaryota; Metazoa; Chordata; Mammalia; Primates; Cercopithecidae
Gene: FTSJ1
Product: FtsJ RNA 2'-O-methyltransferase 1
Biological process (GO): tRNA methylation; cytoplasmic translation
Cellular component (GO): cytoplasm
Molecular function (GO): tRNA methyltransferase activity
Source: RefSeq, a predicted model, not a curated record
UCAGCCAGAUGAACCUAGAAUCAAGCUCAAACAAUCAGCUGGACAGGGGAAGUCAGAGUGAUCGAAGGUCAGACACAUAUGGUUGGAAUCACAGUAUACGGGACACAGCUGUAGUCAAUCACAAAGCCAGCCCGAGAGAAUCAGCCAGGCCGGCAGACAGAGUCAAACCCACAGACAGAGUCUGAGUCCAUUGGCUAUGUACAUUCACACACACAUGGUCAGCAGCAGAAUAAACCGGACGUAAAGAGUCAGCCUCCAGCCAGAAGCAGCCAGAAUAAGUCACAAAAUCAGCACACGGUCGACUGGACUCCUGUGGUCAAAGCAACAGUCACGCAGAGGAAUCAGGCUGACCCAAGUGACCUGCCCAGCAGUCUCAAACUGGAACACCUGGAAGUCAGCUGCACAAACAGCGCUGAAGAUACCGACCGGGCCUCGCAGGCAGAGUCAAGGAGCUGCUGGCCAGCCAAGGGGUGUUGCUCACUCACCCCUCGGGGUCCAUGUACAGGAAGGUGCCGAUAACCAGGGGGAGCUCAGAUUUGAUGAUGAACAGGUCCCGGCACGCCGGAGCCUGGGCGGUCCACGAUGGCGAGUUUGCCACGCUGCGACAGCUCAUAGGCUUGUCCCCCGGGCAUUCUGGUGGAUUACGAACGCAAACUGAAGCUCUACGACUUGUCGCCCGUUUGCGCUCUCGCCGAGGCACAGGCUGCUCGCAAACCACCCUGCUCCGAAAACUAAGAGGUAGGUGGUAGCCCACUCAUCUGGUUACUGAUACUGGCCGGCAUCAGCUGACUGUCGGCAGGUCCUUGGGCAACUGGUGUGUGAAAUGGGACGGACGUCGAAGGACAAGCGGGAUGUCUACUACCGCCUGGCUAAGGAGAAUGGCUGGCGUGCUCGCAGCGCCUUCAAACUGCUACAGCUGGAUAAGGAAUUCCAACUCUUCCAAGGCGUGACACGGGCAGUUGACCUGUGUGCAGCCCCGGGCAGCUGGAGCCAGGUGCUGAGCCAGAAGAUUGGGGGCCAAGGGUCCGGCCACGUGGUGGCUGUGGACCUGCAGGCUAUGGCUCCACUACCAGGUGUGGUACAGAUCCAGGGGGACAUCACCCAGCUGUCCACUGCCAAGGAGAUCAUCCAGCACUUUAAGGGCUGCCCUGCGGACCUAGUGGUGUGUGACGGGGCUCCUGAUGUAACCGGCCUCCAUGAUGUUGAUGAGUAUAUGCAGGCCCAGCUUCUCCUAGCUGCUCUGAACAUUGCUACACAUGUCCUGAAGCCAGGGGGCUGCUUUGUGGCCAAGAUAUUCCGAGGCCGGGAUGUGACGCUCCUCUACAGCCAGCUGCGGGUCUUCUUCUCCAGCGUGCUGUGUGCCAAGCCCAGGAGCAGCCGGAACUCCAGCAUCGCAGAGGCCUUCGCUGUCUGUCAGGGCUAUGACCCUCCCGAGGGCUUCAUCCCGGACCUGAGCAAACCCCUGCUGGACCAUUCUUACGACCCAGAUUUCAACCAGCUGGAUGGUCCCACCCGCAUCAUUGUACCUUUUGUGACUUGUGGGGACCUGAGCUCCUAUGAUUCGGACCGCAGUUACCCACUGGACCUAGAGGACGGCUCAAAGUACAAGUACACUCCACCCACACAGCCCCCCAUCUCGCCACCAUACCAGGAGGCCUGCACGUUGAAGAAGAAGGGGCAGCUGGCCAAGGAGAUCCGCCCCCAGGACUGCCCCAUCAGCAGAGUAGACACGCUUCCCCAGCCCCUGGUCGCCCCUCAGCGCCACAGCCUGCUGGCCCCUGAGAUGGAAGACAAUGAAAUGAGUUGUUCACCUUAACCCAUUACGCUGGCAAGCUGAUACAACUCAGAAACUGCUCAGUGUCAGGAAAACCAGAACUUGUUGAUGAACUUGUUUUCAAAAUAUCAUCUCAUCAACGAGGCCUGGACACAGAAGCCCUGAGGAGGGAUCUGCAACAACCCUGAAGACAAGGAAAGAAAGCAUAGAAGUCUGUCCACACUGCAGUGGGAAUUCUUGAGUGAGGUCUUACCUCUUCUUUAAACCUCUUCAGGAGUGUCCUGAUUAUAUCCAGAAAUUUCCCUAAAGGCAGGGAUUCUUAACCUGGAUAGAAGCCAGGGGUAACCAUAAACUUGAUGGAAGAAAAUGUUACAUCUUUAUUUUCAGCAAUAAAACAACUUUAGCCUUACUCCCAAGUUAUAAAUGCUGGCAACAAAUCACAAUAGUAAAAGCAGUACCUGGGAUUUUCCCACCAAUACAAACCAGUUACAACAACUGUAAUGUAACAUAAAAAGGGCAUCUUGAAGUAUUGUUCAUAUUUGUCACCUCUUGGAAUGAUAGCAGAUCCUAUAAGUUGAUGUAUUAAUUAAAAAGCCCAUAUAUGACUACAGCUCAAUUUUGUUUCAAUUUAAUAUAUAGUAAUAAUUGUAAUUCA